CAGCUAUAAAAUAUCCUGCAGGUGUGACGGGACUCUGCAGCUGCGAGCCAAGAAGACUGAGGACUGCACACCUACAGCAGGUUGGAGACAUGGCCUCAGAUCAGGUGACGGUCGCUGCUUUGAGUCGUCCCUUUGCUUUGGGGAUGCUCUACGAUGCAAGGAGAGAUAAACUGAACACAGAUUUCACGCUGUGGGACAGAGAAACGAUUAAAAAAUACAGCACUAGGCAGAAUCAGGCCAGCACCACCUAUGAAAUUACUACAUCAGACUCCAUUGAGACCAAGUCUUCUCUGCUGGAUGUAGAUACAUAUUCUAAAACUAGUUGGUUGUGUGGACUGACUGAAAAGAGUGGGUCUUGCAGCUAUCUGAAUGAUAACAAGAAGUUCAAGAACCAGAGCAGAGUGACACUUCAGUUCAAAGCUACGACUGCAUUUGAACGGCUGGCAAUGACUCACCUUGAAGCAAAAACCACACAAAUACAAGACGUCAUUAAGAAAAGCAACGCAACACACGUAGUCACUGGCAUCCAAUAUGGGGCACAUGCUUUCUUUGUGUUUGACAGCGAGAAGCUGGAGAGCAGCAGUGUUCAGCAGACAAAGGGCCGCAUGCAGGCAGCAGUGAAGAUGAUCAUUGUAUAUAGUUCUGAGGCAAAAGCUGACGUCAAGCUGAGUGACGAAGAAAAAGCUGUGACUGAUAAAUUCUCCUGCAAAUUCUAUGGAGACUUCAUUCUCGACAGCAACCCUUCAACAUUUGAAGAUGCAGUGAAGACCUACUCACAGCUUCCAAAGCUCCUUGGAGGAAAUGGAGAGAAAGCAGUUCCUGUCAAAGUGUGGCUGACACCGCUGAAGAAACUGGACCCAACUGCUGAAGAGAUGAAGGGAGAGAUUUGUGUCGGGUUACUGAGGAAAGCUGAGAAUGCUCUAGAAAUCAUCAAAGAAAUGGAAAUGAGAUGCAAUGACUCUCUGGAUGAAGACGUGGUUCAGAGUUUUCCACAGAUUCGCAACAAGUUGAAGCGUUUCCAAAACCUCUGUCAAGAUAGUGGAAAAAAGCUGAGACAGGCUAUGAUGGAGACAUUCCCUUCCAUUCUUGAGGGUAAAGAAGACGAGACUUCACUGGAGAAACUCUUAGACAACCAGGAGAAGUCACCAUUCAGUCUGGAGAACUUAGACAAGUGGUUAGAUAAUACAGAGAGAGAAAUCAACGUCAUCAGGUCCUGUGUGGAAGUAAUGAAGGGGAUAAAAAUCACUAAAGAUGAGUCCGAGUUCGACAGAGCGGUUCUUGCUCAGGAUGUAGACGAUGUCCUGAGCUUUGUUUUCACCUCUGUGGAAACUGACGACCCCUACCUGGACCAGAUGUACAAAUACUUGCGUUGUCAUGACCGUUUCACUCCACCAACUAAAGACCACUGGUUCUUCUCAGGUGAAGUGGUAGCCAACCUGAGACAGAAAGCUGAAGAGUUCUGCAGCAUGGCCAAAGGCCUGAAGAGCAGCAGCAGGUUUAGUUUCAUUGUGGCAUCAGAAACAAAUAAGAAAUACAAAGGAGCAACCAUCUACCACUACAGGAAGGGCCGUCGGGUCACUGAAGACUUUUCAAAGCCUGCUGUUCCUUGUGUCGCUUCUGUGAAAGACAGACAAGAACUCCUCUGGUACGCCUGUGAUCUCACCUUGGACCCAAACACUGCAAACAACUACCUGAUUCUGUCUGAGGACAACAAGAAGGCAACGUGUGGAGCAUGGCAGACAUAUUCUGACUGUCCUGAGAGGUUUGAUACAAAGACUCAGGUUCUGUGCAGGGAGGGGCUGACUGGGCGCCAUUACUGGGAAGUGGAGUGGAGCACUGGUUCUAGUAAUAACGUUGGUGUAGCUGUUACGUACCAAAGCAUUGUAAGGAAGGGGAAGAGCAGCGAGGCAGGGCUCGGUUCUAAUACCAAAUCCUGGUAUUUUGGUGUGUAUGAGCAAGAGCUCAGUGGUUGGCAUAAAGAUAAAGUGUGGAGCGAAAGUCUUCCCAGUACCGGCUGCAGCAGAGUCGGAGUGUUUCUUGAUUGGCCUGCUGGCACUCUGUCUUUCUACAAAGUCUCCCAUAACACACUGAGUCACUUCUACACCUUCCGCACCACCUUCACAGAGGCUGUGUACCCAGGCCUCUAUGUCUAUAACACAUCCAACUAUGCUGCCCUACGCCCAGUUUAAUUAGAGCAGCAGAGUCGGUCACACAGAGUUAAAAACAUUUAGUACCAUGCUUUCGAAAAGUACCUUUAGCUUCAUUCUAUCAAGCAAACAUUUAAAUCUUUGGUGCUGGGAUAUUAUUUCACACACCAGCGAGAUAAAACCUGCCUAACAUGCUGCCGGUCUGUCCUGUAAGAGCAGCUUCCUCCCAUCCCUGGACUCUACCAGACCUCAGAAGGUCCUCUGUGGUACCCGACGGUCUAACCUCAGCAGCUCCUUUCAGCCUGCUGAUUGUCUUGUUCUCACAGGGCGUCACUUACAGAAGAAAACCCCAAACAUGUACCCUGCUGGUCACGUGAUGAAGAAGAAAUGUGGAUGGUCAUUAGUCUGAGUUUUGUCUCACUGCUGCAUGUUAUUUUAUAACUGUUAUAUUGUUCUUUGUCUUUAUCACAGCUUUAUGACUCAUAUAGCAUGAAAUCAUUAUUAAGGGCUUUUAUGGAUAAUUCAGUAUAAUCGCAUUAUAACAGGUGUUACUGAGGGAAUCUUAUAUUUACUCUAAUAUGUCAUAAUACUUGUUUUCUCUUAUUAAAACUGCUGUUAUCGUUAAGGGGACACUGGGUAUGAGUAACCCACUGAGCACGAGCAGUCUUCUUUUUAAAAUAUUGCUGGGGGUGGAUUCCUGAUGUGAUGGUUUUAUUUCAGUUUCUCUUACUUGGUUCAGUGUUUGCUGGGUUCUUAUUAACAGUAACAUGUAUAAUGUACAUUUAGAUGCUAACACUGGCAGAUCGAAGUCGAUGAUGAGGCAACAGGAGUCCGAGUUCUUUCUGUGAGCCAUGAAAAUAUCUCGAAUCAAGAUGUUGCCUGAGUGCAGACGGCUUAUUCAACCGUUGAAUCAAAUCACUGUCAUAAUCAUUUAAAUUAAUUAUAUUUUUCUGAUUUCUUUGUCCUAAAAUAAUCAUAAUGUGCCGCUCGGGAAAGCUCUGGGUAGUGUGUCAGCACAUCUUCCCACCCUGACCCAGAAUCCAUCCCAGAGUCCCAACAUGCUGUUAACAUGCUGAUGUUUGUGGAGCUGAAGCUCUCCUCUUUGUGCUGGAUGUCAUCAAUAAAGCUGGUCCUGAGCUGAA
Messenger RNA from Oreochromis aureus, 3289 nucleotides. Its product is annotated as stonustoxin subunit beta-like. NCBI's taxonomy places the organism in Eukaryota, Metazoa, Chordata, Actinopteri, Cichliformes, Cichlidae. Bases 90 to 2189 code for a protein of 699 amino acids. The record is from RefSeq and is a predicted model, not a curated record. Gene Ontology annotation, molecular function: protein binding. The transcript is spliced from 4 exons.